Neltuma alba is the source of this 1076-nucleotide messenger RNA. Its product is annotated as protein MKS1. The record is from RefSeq and is a predicted model, not a curated record. The coding region runs from base 144 to 785 and encodes 213 amino acids. The transcript has a single exon. Gene Ontology annotation, cellular component: nucleus. Lineage: Eukaryota; Viridiplantae; Streptophyta; Magnoliopsida; Fabales; Fabaceae.
UUGCAAGGGCGUGUGUUUUAGUCAACAAACCCUCUGAAAAGUCAAUAAAUGGACUUUAAUAACUAUAAAUUUCCUUGGUGGCAAAAAUAAAUAAAACAUGAUACCUACCCUUUUAGAUUCCUCCCUGAUCUCCACCAUUCAUCAUGAAUCCGCCGGGGUAUCCCACCGGCGAUAGCCCACCUCCCCCGUCCAGAAGAGAGCUCCAACUCCAAGGCCCUCGUCCCUCUCCGCUCAGCGUCAGCAAAGAAUCGCACAAGAUCCGAAAGCCGCCUCUUCCACCGCACCCCCAUCACCCGGCGGCGGGGCCUUCCCGCCACCAGCAGCAGCAGCCGCAGCCGCAGCCGGUGAUUAUCUAUUCGGUGUCUCCCAAGGUUAUUCACGUUCCGGUCGACGACUUCAUGAAGGUCGUGCAACGUCUCACAGGCCCAUCAUCCCCUUCCUCCAGAUCCGGAGAUGUUUCACCCGCAGCAAGGCUAGCGUCAAUCGAAAAGACAAGCCCGUCCGAGAAAGAAAGGUUUCAGAAUGGAGACGAGAUGAUGGAUGAUCUAUUGGAGGGAGUUGAAGUGAGCCAGUUCCACGGCAUAUUAUCGCCUGCACCGGGAAGUAUGCCGGGGAUAUCGUCGGAGAUAUUCUCACCAGCGACUGAUCCAGAAACGCUCUCGUGGUUGCACGACUUGAGCCCGUUUUGGCCAGCGAACAGCUUCACGGGAAGCCCAUCGGGUUUAUUUUCGACAUCUAUAGCUUCUCCGCUUCCGUCGCCGGACGUCUUCCGUAUCUUCGACUGAGCUGUCCUUUCUUUUUUCAAUCAAAUUUUUGGGGUAAAUAAAUUUGGUUAUCAAAGAUUUGGAAUUGCAUGACAGGCAGCAAAGAAGCUGCCAGAGGAUUUAACAUUGACUGACUCUUGUCAGCGCUGGGUUCUUAGGUCCACAGUUAUUACUGAUACUGUUUAGUUAUUACUGACUUUUUGAGUUUGUGGAUUCUAUUGAUCUCUUCCUCUGUAAUUUUAGUUAUUUUUGUAACUUUGUAAUUUGUGAUUCAUAAUUAAGGAAGUAUUAAAUACAUUUCAGUUUUUAUUU